AUGCGUUUCAGCGUCCUCGUCGCGUCUGCGCUGGCGGCUCUCUCGCCGGCGACUGCCUCGCUCAUCGACAAGUGGGAUUUCCUGGCCGGUAAGGCCCUGGUUAACCAGGUGUCGUAUCACUUCUCCAACCCAGAGGCCAGUCUCAGCUGCACGCCUCUGACCGCCACCGUGCGCAGGGAAUGGGGUUCGUUGAGCAAGCACGAGCGUCGCAAGUACAUUGAAGCGGUGCAGUGCCUCAUCUCCAAGCCGUCGCAGUCCGAUCCCGACUUUGCUCCGGGGGCUCGCACGCGGUUCGAUGACUUCGUGGCGGUGCAUAUCAACCAGACCAUGUACAUUCACAUGACGGGUAACUUCCUCACCUGGCAUCGGUACUUCACCUGGGCCUACGAGCGCGCGCUGCGGGAGGAAUGUGGCUACAAGGGCUCGCAGCCUUACUGGGCCUGGAACAAGUACGCCGCCGACCCGUUGAACUCGCCCAUCUUCGACGGCUCCGACACCAGCAUGUCGGGUGACGGCGCCUACGUGCCUCACAACGGUCCCCAGGUGCUCCAGGGUCUGACCCUGCCUCCCGCCAACGGCGGCGGCUGCGUGAAAGAGGGCCCCUUCAAGAACUUCACGGUCAACCUGGGCCCUGUUCUUCCCAGUCUGAACGUCACCAAGGGUCAGAACGGCACCGGUCUGAACUACAACCCGCGCUGUCUGCGUCGCGACAUCUCCAAGUACUCGGCCAACUGGACCACGACGGAGAUCAUCAGCGACCUGAUCCUGGACCACGACAACAUCUGGACCUUCCAGAACCGCCUGCAGGGCGAUGCUGCUACCGGCUACGUCGGUAUCCACAGCGGCGGUCACUACACCAUCGGUGGCGACCCGGGUGGUGAUCUCUACACCUCUCCCGGUGACCCUGCCUUCUACCUGCACCACUCGGCUAUUGAUCGUGUUUUCUGGACCUGGCAGAACUUGGACCCUCGCAACCGCACGUACGUGGUCAAGGGUCCCUCGAUCCUGCCGGGCUUCGGCGAUCCCACCGGCAACGACACUACGCUGGACACCGUCGUUGAUAUGCCCACGCUGGCGCCUCGCCGGACUAUUCGAGAGCUACUGGAUACGACCGGUGGUCCUUUCUGCUAUGUGUACCUGUAG
This is a messenger RNA of Aspergillus affinis, 1143 nucleotides long. RefSeq names its product tyrosinase family protein. Gene Ontology annotation, molecular function: oxidoreductase activity. Bases 1 to 1143 code for a protein of 380 amino acids. The transcript has 5 exons. The record is from RefSeq and is a predicted model, not a curated record. NCBI's taxonomy places the organism in Eukaryota, Fungi, Ascomycota, Eurotiomycetes, Eurotiales, Aspergillaceae.